Molecule: messenger RNA, 2499 nt
Organism: Ceratosolen solmsi marchali
Lineage: Eukaryota; Metazoa; Arthropoda; Insecta; Hymenoptera; Agaonidae
Product: period circadian protein-like
Exons: 11
Coding region: 16-2499 (827 amino acids)
Biological process (GO): circadian regulation of gene expression; negative regulation of transcription by RNA polymerase II; entrainment of circadian clock by photoperiod
Cellular component (GO): cytoplasm; nucleus
Molecular function (GO): transcription corepressor binding; transcription cis-regulatory region binding
Source: RefSeq, a predicted model, not a curated record
UACCUGCCACAGGAUAUGAUUGAUCGUUCGCUUUUUGACUUCUACUAUCCCGAGGAUCUUCCACUCAUCAAAGAAAUCUACAAGAUUGUUAUCAACCUGGAGAGCAAAACCUUCAAAUCGAAGCCUUACAGAUUCAUGAUCCAGAAUGGCAGCUUCGUUGUUCUCGAGACCGAAUGGUCAUCGUUCAUCAAUCCCUGGACGAAAAGUGUAGAAUUUGUCGUAGGUCAGCAUAAAGUACGAGAGGGACCCGUCGAUCCCGACAUCUUUCAUCCACCUGGUAAUAGGAGGAACGACUUGCUGGCGAAUAUUAGCGAUGAAGUGAUGAAAGAGGCGCAAAUCAUACAGAAAGAGAUUGUGUCGCUCCUCGUUGAGGAUGUUCAAAGGAAGCUGCCAUCCAAAGCUACCGAUUUCGAGUUACUAUCCAAAAAGAAAGAACUCAAAUCCUUCGCGCAGUAUAUACUGCAGGAAAUUAAAAGUCCAGCUACCAUCAAGGAUCAAAUGGCGUUACACGACAGGAGCUUUUCGGAAUCAUCCGAUCUCCUAUUACAGGGACACGACAGUGUGAUGUUAGGCGAGAUCUCACCCCAUCACGAAUACUUGGACAGUAAAUCUUCAACAGAAACACCCCCUAGCUACAAUCAGCUUAAUUAUCAAGACAACAUCGAGAGAUUCUUUAAUAGAAGCAUAGGCGUAAGUGUGAACAAUAGACCAUACGCUAGCGAUGAGGAUAUCCUCCAUUCCAGUGAGAAUAGUAGCGAUGCGUUGGGCAAGAAUAAUUCAUCCGGACCAGAGUUGAAAUGCAGUUUUUCGACAAACGAAAGCGGCAAUAGCGGCAGUGCGGAAAAUCUCAGCAGUGAGUCAACGAAUCAACAGAGCUUUGGCAGCCGGGGCGAGACAUCCAACGCAACCAGCAACGAUAAGCUCCUCAUUUUAACGGAGUCGUUACUUUACAAGCAUAACGAAGAUAUGGAGAAGCUAAUGCUGCAGAAGCAUUGCGAGCAGAAGAAGGGCGACAAGCGGAACAACUCCACGUCGCUCAACGAUCACAAGGCCAAGGCUGAGCAGCCGACCCUGAGGUGCGGAGCGAGUAAUAAAAACAGAAGCAGACUGAAAAGAAGUGGAGGUCCAAUCGGAGAAACGGAUAAUAAUAUUAAGGUUUUGAAGUAUGAUAAUUCGGUGAAAGAGUUACAAAGUGUUGGGACGGUGCUGGAAUCUCUGAAUACGAAGCCUAAUGUAACGACAAUCGAUACGUCACCAAUAACGACACAGAACUGUCCAAAAACCAAUGCGUGGACUCCUAAUUCUGUAAUAAUGCCGUCCACCACGACGAUUGCACAGCAGCGCUUCACUACGACAAAUGCAUAUUGCCAAGGUGUAAGCCGAUUUCCCACACUACCUCAAUGGUUUCCCGUAUAUUAUUUGCCUCUACCACAGAUAAGAGAUAUUCCAUCUUCGAGUAUCAUUCCACAAGAGCAUCCUGGACCGCCAAGUCCCAUCAACCAGUUUAUUCCUUAUUCACGUGACAUUGUUGCAGAUUUCUUCCCAGUGACGUAUACGAUGCCGAGCGUCAUAUAUCCGCCGAUCGUUGGUGCUCACACGCCCCCAACCAUGAUGUGUAGGCCGUUUCCAUUCAUCGUGCCUGAAACAACAGCAACGCCGUUAAGUGAUACGUGUCCCACGACUGCCCAUCUAACGACAAUGACAACUACAUCGACGGCAACAGCGACCGUAGAUAAUUCGUUUGAUCCUAAGCAGCCGGUGAGUCGGGAGACGAGCAUCAAGGCCGAGCCCGGUAGCAUCAUAACCAUCUCCGAGUCUUCCAAGAAGGUAUUUUUUACUCCUAUGAUUGCUUAUCGUCGCAGAACAAAAAUAUUUUCACCUUCUGAAAUUGUCUCGUCCUCUUUAAGCAACGGGGGUGAGUCUUUUGGUAUUAUAGAUGAAAGUACGACGAUCGAUACGAAGGAUAAUUAUAUAAGGUACGAUAAAGUCAACGAUUCCAGUUCCUUCAGCAAUUCGCUUAAUAAAAGCUACGAUAGCAGCAGCAAUACUGAACAUUGGCAUGGACUAUCGUCCUUCGAGCGGCAAAAGAGCAAUGAAAGCAGCGAUAAUCAGACUUUCAAAACUUCUGGAAUGACACGCAAGGAGCCGCCGUGGAUCGAGGGUAUUCCAUUAACCUCGGAACUCAUCAAUCAAUACCAAAUGAAAACUAAGCCUCUUCACGAUGUCCUGAAAACCGACUUGGAGUUUCUCAGUCAGUCGAAGCAGUCGAAUUUGGUAAAUGACCAGCUGAGGCAACUCUAUCUGGACAUCGAUUUGAAAAAUUUUAGCUCGAAUUUACUGCUCGAGGAUCCCGGUACGAGUAGUGCCAACGAGGAUAGCAGUGACGAAUCGCAUAGUUUGGGUACUUUGAACUCUUCUUGCCUUGUCAUCGCUGGAUCACCACUUUCCACAACUACGCCAUGGAGUGCGUUGCACGAGAAGAAUAAAUGUGAUCUAUAG